GGUACCAUGUUCAUUGCUAGGCAGACAUUCGAGUAGAUCACAUCACGGGCAGGAGCGAUUCUUUGGAAGUGUGUGCAGGAUUUUAUUACGAGUCCGUGUCUAAACGAUCGUAACGGUGUGUGUGUGUCCUUGUGUUGGAUGUGGAUUGUGGCGUUAGAAAUUAAUGAAACUCAAACUUAAACGGAAAUUAAGGCGGUAUGUGCUAUUGAUUGUUGAAAUAAAGUGAUCUAGUGUUUUGUGACUGUGCAGAAUAAAAAAUGUGCUCAAAGUGACAAAGUAACUCAAGAAACAGAAAUUAAGCUCAAACUCUUAUAAAAGACUCAGCUUCGAAAGCAGUUAACAGCGAACAGUGAAAAUAUAAAAGAAAAAAAAACAGUGAUAACAAAACGAACCAAAAGUGUAGUAAAGCCACAUUUGCACAAAUCAUUGACUCAAUGUUGAAAAUGAUGUCAGGAGCCGUGCACGCCGAACGGGUCAUUCGCGCACCGCCCCAGAGCAGCGCGAUUACGAAACCGCGUGCCGUCUACAGCAUAGAUCAGAUACUGGGGAACCACCACCAUACGCGAAGGACUAGCGGCCCCAACAACAAUAACAACAGUCUUACGAUUAAUAACAAUAACAACAGCAGCCCCGAUCAUGAAAAUUCGCUCAAACGAGAAGGCUCCCCGGUGGAGGUGCACGAUAAUGGCGUCGAUGUGGACAACGAUGACGAGCUGCCGAUCAUGGGUGAUAUCGAUCCGAUGGAUAACGAUCCGAACGAUAUGGGCCGUCCGAGAAAGAUUCGAAGAUCUCGGACAACGUUUACCACCUACCAGCUGCACCAGUUGGAGCGGGCGUUCGAAAAGACGCAAUAUCCGGAUGUGUUCACCAGGGAGGAGCUGGCGAUGCGGUUAGACCUUAGCGAAGCUCGUGUACAGGUUUGGUUCCAGAAUCGUCGUGCAAAGUGGCGCAAACGAGAGAAAGCCAUGGGACGGGACACAUCUGCCUUCCUCCAUCACGAACAAGGAAUGCCUGAAUUUCCACUAGCGCUACCGCUAACGCACAACAUACCACAUCCAGCGCUUCCGACCGAGUUUUGGCCACCGAACUUUGGACUGCAUCCUUCGCUGCUGCCCGGCGCGCACGGGCUGCUUCAUCCGAACGUAAUGCCCAACUACAAGAUCCCGAACUUCCACGCCAUCCUGUCGCAGUACAUGGGGCUGAACAAUCUGUUCGGUGGCUAUCCGCAGAAUCUCAGCAUCAACACACGCAUCAGCCCGCAGAACAGCCCGAAGCAGAGUCCGACCAGCGUGCAGCCGACGAUGGUUGGUGGACCGGUCGGCAUUAACAACACAAGCAACAGCAGCACGCACAGUGGCGCAAGCAUUCUUAGCAGCAGUAACAGUAGCAGUAGUAGUAGCAGCAGCAGCUCCAGCAGCAGCGGUAGCAACUCCAACAUUAGCGUUGGGAGUAACACCAGCAAAGAGUGUAUCGUUGAGAAGUAAGCUGGCGCAAUAGCACCGAUGCAAUAUGUUAACGGGGGUAUAGAGGAAAGAUUAAAAUCUGACGAUAAUAGAUUACGUAGAGCAAGCUGUUGGGUUUGCUCAUUUCCUUAAAUGGCUCCCACGAUUAGGUGGGCUGUAAAUAGUCUAGAAAAGGAUGGAGCAACAAGUGCUGCAUCGUACGUAUACGUGAUUUAAGCGAGGGAUGUGUUUUUUUUUUUUGUUUAUUUGUUUUAUUGUAAUGUUUAACCAGUAAGAGAAUUCAUUCCACAAAACCAAGGCAGAUUAGAUAAGGGAAGAAGUGUAGCGCCAAUAUACCAACAUACCAAGAAUAAUCGAACAAACACAUUGAAGGAAGCGACCCGUGUACAUAAAGACAACUAUAUGCAUAUAUUAUUUAAAGGCAACUCAAACUGUUUCGGAAGAAUGAUAAUGUUAGACCUCGUCCAUGAUAAGAGCAAACACACACA
Molecule: messenger RNA, 1951 nt
Organism: Anopheles coluzzii
Lineage: Eukaryota; Metazoa; Arthropoda; Insecta; Diptera; Culicidae
Gene: hbn
Product: paired box protein Pax-6
Exons: 5
Coding region: 435-1484 (349 amino acids)
Biological process (GO): regulation of transcription by RNA polymerase II
Molecular function (GO): RNA polymerase II transcription regulatory region sequence-specific DNA binding; DNA-binding transcription factor activity, RNA polymerase II-specific
Source: RefSeq, a predicted model, not a curated record